AUGUGGAAAGGGUCACUACUGAGCAACAGGUGGUCACAGAGGUGGAUGUACAGGGGAAUCUUACCAAGCUUAAAGACAUUGAAGUACAGUUGCAGGUGGUGCAUGAGUCGUUAGUUGCAAGCAAGACAGCUAAGGAAAAUGAAGCAGAAGAGCACGCUCUUUUGCAGGCUAGAAUAGAGCGACUUACAUCUCAGCUGUUGCAAUUAUUGAGUCAAUGCGAAGACCCGGAGGAAGAUGAAGCUAAACAGGAGGGUCCACCGGUGACUAUCCAUGAACCACAACAAGGGCCCUCAGCAUUUCAUUCUAUUCCUGAAUCCCUUACGAAUAAACCCCUCUUUUCCACUUCGGACAAUGUUCCUUGGGAGCCCCAUGCGGGACCCUCCCGACUACAUACCCCAAUACCUCAAACCAUGCAACCGAACCUUAUUUCGCUGGGAGAAGUGCUCAAUCGUCUCGUUGAGUUUCAAGCGGGAGCGGAAAUGAGGAACACAAGACUCCUGGACAAAAUUGGAGAGGCACUUCUUAGUGGAACUCAAAAUCAUAACCACGCACUCCCAAGACUACCAACCCUUUCCCUUCCUGAGUUUUCUGGUGAAUAUACUGCAUGGCAGCAUUUCAAGGACAUGUUCACCACCAUGGUAGACAGAGACAGUAGACUAAGUCACGUCCAAAAAAUGCAAUACCUUAUGAUGUCGGUGAAGGGAACUGCCAAGCGACUGAUUGAGGAUUUGGCGGUGUCAGCAGACAAUUAUGCCGUUGCUUGGAACGUGCUUUUGUCACACUAUGAAGACCAGGCUGCCGUUGUUCACCACCAUGUCCAGAAGUUCUGCAAGAUGGCAACGGUUACCAAUCCAACCCCGGCAAGCUUCAUGGAACUUUAUACCACAGCAAAUUCAGUGCUGAACUCACUGGAUGCCAUGAGCGUGUCUAGCAGAGAUCCAUGGGUCAUCUAUUUGUUGCUUAACAAACUUGAUCAGGAGACGAAAGUCUUAUGGUCUCGCGAGAUAACCAGCAACUCUCCUACCAUUCCAGAAUUCAUGCAAUUCUUAAAAAACCGCAUGAAAUCCAUUGAACGAUGUCACCCAAUAGUGUCCAAGGGAACCUCAGCUCCAACUAGACCGAGUUCAACAGUACCAUUUGGCACCAGGGGGUCCAACAGCACAGUCAUGGCAUCCACAUCCGCCAAUUCCACCGCUCGAUGUCAUGCAUGCAACCAAACAGACCACAAGAUUUUUAGAUGUCCCAUAUUUACAACAAUGGCUCCCAACGACCGCCUAGAAUUGAUUCGCAGCAAUAAACUCUGCCGCAAAUGUCUCACAGAUACUCAUCAGACCAAGGAAUGUACAUUUUUCGCAUGCAGGAAGUGUGCAGGACCUCAUAGUACGCUUCUUCAUGACGCAUUUGCGCUCGCUACUCCUCAACCAACAUUGAACACCGCAGCCGUAGCCACAGUUGAUCAAGUCGCCGAAGAUGACGACACACAAUCCCAGGGAUCUCAAACGCAUGAGAAUGUGGAGCAAUCAGCGGUGCUCGUUGGUUCGUCCACCUCCUCUAAGUCGGCCAGAAGAGUCUUCCUGGAAACGGUUGUAGUCAGAAUCCUCGAUAAACAUGGGAACCUGGUUCAGUGUAGAGCAUUACUGGACUCGGGUGCACAGGCAAACCUUUUGUCGCAAUCCUUUGCACAAAGACUGAAGCUGCCCUUCUCAGGCUCAGACACGGUGAUCGGUAGUGCAGGCGCAGGAACAACCCAAUCAAAAUAUGAAAUGAAAUGUGUGGUGAAGCCGCGAACCAAUCAGGAAGUUAGCCUCACACUGAUGUGUCAGAUUGUCCCAUCCAUCCUACAACAGAAGCUUCCUAAUUGGGAGGUUAACACCCAAGACAUUCCAAUCCCAGACGAACUGAUCCUGGCCGAUCCCGCAUGGCAUGUGCCACAGGGGAUUGACUUACUAAUAGGAAAUGAAUUCUACAAUGAUAUAUUAACCCACAAUAUAAUCCGUUUGGGCACCGGACUUCCGAUCAUGAAGGAAACCCAAUUUGGAUGGGUAAUUUCAGGAGCCCAUCGGAAUCAAAUGCCAGCUCAACAAACUGUAUGCAUGGCUGCCACUGUUUCAACACCACGGGAGGUUCUAUAUGCAGGUUCUCCAACGGUACCUCGUCAGUCUCCCAGUCAAAACCAGCGCCAUCUAGUAAACCCCAGACGUCAAUCACAAGACCUGAAAGAUGAGAUUUCUCCACGUCUCCACGGGAAAGUGACCCCAAGGGUCAGAUCCAAUCUAAACAUUUCACAUCACCAAGUUAUUAGGAACCCACCUGCAGAAUACAAGACAAGGACGAUAGUCAACACCAACUGGAAGUCACAUGGCGCUCUCUCGUUCAAGCUGAGAAGCGCAAGGCACAGAUUGUUAGCAUUUGGAGACAUCAGCAUUGUGCGUGGUGACGCAAACUAUCAAGCAAUCAGCAGCGCAAGAUGGAACCAGAAAGAUGCACAAUCUCUGGGAGCUCGUUGGCAGGAAGAUAACUCCCCAUCAUCAGUCAUGAUGGUUGAGGGACUAUCGCCCUCAGCAUAGGGCCCCCCCAGCAUGUUAACGCACUUUGCACACAAAAUUUGACAAACAUGCGUCACAAAAUAAAUUCCACACAGCAAUUAAAAGAAGAAGAAGAAGACGAAACAAAAACAAAAACAUGCCAAAACUGUCAGAGUCACUUCCGGAAAAAACCACACAAGGAAGACAAACGUGCCAACACAAAAACAAAGUGAAAAUUCCAAGUUUUCCUCCAAUCCAGUGAAUUUAGAAGGACGAAGAAGUUCAAAAAUUUUAUUGUCCUUCAACCCGGACACAACAUACACUCCACACACUCAUUACAGGUGACAACACAGCGCACACAACAGUCACACAACAUAGAUUCAACAUACACUCCACACACUCAUUACAGGUGACAACACAGCGCACACAACAGUCACACAACAUAGAUUCAACAUACACUCCACACACUCAUUACAGGUGACAACACAGCGCACACAACAGUCACACAACAUAGAUUCAACAUACACUCCACACACUCAUUACAGGUGACAACACAGCGCACACAACAGUCACACAACAUAGAUUCAACAUACACUCCACACACUCAUUACAGGUGACAACACAGCGCACACAACAGUCACACAACAUAGAUUCAACAUACACUCCACACACUCAUUACAGGUGACAACACAGCGCACACAACAGUCACACAACAUAGAUUCAACAUACACUCCACACACUCAUUACAGGUGACAACACAGCGCACACAACAGUCACACAACAUAGAUUCAACAUACACUCCACACACUCAUUACAGGUGAGUGGACA
Lutzomyia longipalpis is the source of this 3353-nucleotide messenger RNA. RefSeq lists its product as uncharacterized. Gene Ontology annotation, molecular function: aspartic-type endopeptidase activity. The record is from RefSeq and is a predicted model, not a curated record. NCBI's taxonomy places the organism in Eukaryota, Metazoa, Arthropoda, Insecta, Diptera, Psychodidae. Gene Ontology annotation, biological process: proteolysis. Bases 411 to 2567 code for a protein of 718 amino acids. The transcript has a single exon.